AUGGCAGACGAGCAAAAGACCGACCCCACUACCUCUGCCCCUCCAGAGGCCGUGACUGAGGAGAAGAAAGAAGAGACCACCGCAACCGAAAAGACAUGCGAGGACGAGUCGAAGAAGACUGAGGCAGAGGACGAGAAGUCGGAUAAGCCGGCCGCUGCAGAGGAAAGCAAACCUGCCACGACUGACUCCGUCUUCUCCAUGUUUGGCGGCGGCCCACCAAAGGAGAAAAAGGAGCAGGAAGACGACGCUGACGAGCCAUCUGGUUCCUCCAAGAAGAAGGCCGAGGGCGAUGAUGAGGACCCCGAGGCUGAGCCCGACGUACACUUCGAGCCAGUCAUCCGCCUGACUGAGAAGGUCGAGAUCAAGACCAACGAAGAGCUGGAGGAGCAGACCUUCAAGAUGCGCGCCAAACUUUUCAGAUUUGACCGGGAGUCCAAAGAGUGGAAGGAGCGUGGAACCGGUGACAUCAAGCUGUUGAAGCACAAGGAGAACCACAAGACCCGACUGCUCAUGCGAAGAGACAAGACUCUCAAGGUCUGCGCCAACCACUACGUCGUGCCUGACAUGAAGCUGUCGCCAAACGUUGGCAGUGAUCGAAGUUGGGUGUGGAACGCUGCUGCAGAUGUCAGCGAGGGCGAGCCAGAGGCCCAGACCCUGGCUAUUCGCUUUGCCAACAGCGAGAAUGCCGCUCUCUUCAAAGAAGCUUUUGAGAAGGCGCAGGAAGAGAACGCCCUGCUCUUCGGCAAGGACUAA
Messenger RNA from Trichophyton rubrum CBS 118892, 753 nucleotides. RefSeq lists its product as uncharacterized. Gene Ontology annotation, cellular component: nuclear pore; cytoplasm. The record is from RefSeq and is a predicted model, not a curated record. The coding region runs from base 1 to 753 and encodes 250 amino acids. Gene Ontology annotation, molecular function: GTPase activator activity. Gene Ontology annotation, biological process: nucleocytoplasmic transport. NCBI's taxonomy places the organism in Eukaryota, Fungi, Ascomycota, Eurotiomycetes, Onygenales, Arthrodermataceae. The transcript has 4 exons.